Molecule: messenger RNA, 243 nt
Organism: Colletotrichum lupini
Lineage: Eukaryota; Fungi; Ascomycota; Sordariomycetes; Glomerellales; Glomerellaceae
Exons: 5
Coding region: 1-243 (80 amino acids)
Source: RefSeq, a predicted model, not a curated record
AUGGCAAAAGACCAAUCAGAGCUACUGGCUUCUGAAGAACAUCACGAAGACGACAGCCUAUGGAUGAAGCCGCUUUGGGCUGCAAGGCCCGAAAUGCAGCUGUGGACGGGGCUGCAGGGUUCCCUUUUCUACCAGCCCGACUUUAUCAGAUCCGACGGGCAAGAGACCACCCCUCGGAGCCUCACUUUGAGUCACCACAAACUUCCAUUGACGGCAUUAUUGUCAGUUUCUUUCAGUCUCUAG